GCGGGCUGAGGCUGAGGCGGGAGCGCUGUCUCGGCUGAGGGGCCGUCCCGGUCCCGGUCCCGGUCCCGGUCCCGGUCCCGGUCCCGGCCCCGGAACAGGAGCGGCGUGAUCACACCCACACGCGAGGGGCUUCCUGUGGCUUACGCGGCAGCUAAGAUCUGGAGAGUCAGGAACCUUUACUUACCAAAAUGAGACACAAUCUGGUGUGUCAGACACCUCCCACUGUCACUGUUCAUGUAAAAUCGAGUUCAUCCAGAUCACAUCAGCAAAAAAAACUUAUUAGACUAAAGCGGCCUACUUUUAAAGACCAUGAAGAAAAUUGUGAAAAAAAGGUUCCCAGUCAUAAAUAUGAAUGUCCAAAGGGACCAUGUCUAGUUAUUCAGCGUCAGGAAAUGACAGCUUUCUUUAAAUUAUUUGAUCGAUGCUCUAUCACCCACAUUGAACCCGUCUCGGCGUGUCGUUUUUCCGCGGCUCUGCAGUUCAUCAGAAAUAAAGAUGAUGAUCUAAUUCAAGACUUCCUUUGGAUGGACUGUUGCUGUAAAAUUGCAGACAAGUAUCUCUUGGCAAUGACUUUCGUUUAUUUCAAGAGGGCUAACUUCACAAUAAAUGAGCACACCAGAAUCAACUUCUUUGUCGCUCUGUAUCUCGCAAAUACAGUUGAAGAAGAUGAUGAGGAAUCAAAGUAUGACAUUUUCCCAUGGGCUUUGGGAAAAGCCUGGAAAAAGCUCUUCCCCGAUUUCUUAAAGUUAAGAGAUCAACUAUGGAGUAGAAUUGACUACAGGGCUAUUGUAAGCAGACGCUGCUGUGAAGAGGUGAUGGCCAUUGCUCCAACACAUUACGUAUGGCAGCGAGAACGUUCUGUGCACCACAGCGGAGCUGUGAGAAACUAUAAAGAUGAUGAAGUGCAGCUGCCCCGAGAACCUAGUGCUACUCCCACAGACUGCUUGCUUUGUGGUAAGAAAGGAAGAUUUGUACGACUAGGAUUGUCAUCAUCUUCCUCCUCAUCUACUGGCACUUUGGAGAUGGUGGAAUUACAUUCAUCCCAGAAUAUGAAAGACACCUUUCCAACAGAAAAAAUGCUCAUUGACUCUCCUUCUUAUUAUGCUCAAGACUGUCAGAGCCUGUCCAGCAAGAGGAGACCAGGUAGCACCUUGAACCAAGACAAAUCCAUGGCUUGGUUUACAAGCAAUGAAGAAUGAAAUACACCUGAUGAGACAGAAAUGGAUACUGUGCUCUGUGGAACAAUCUGUGUUGCAUCACACCACC
Messenger RNA from Tyto alba (common barn owl), 1266 nucleotides. It is a transcript of the gene SPDYA, whose product is annotated as speedy/RINGO cell cycle regulator family member A. Gene Ontology annotation, biological process: positive regulation of cyclin-dependent protein serine/threonine kinase activity. The transcript has 8 exons. The record is from RefSeq and is a predicted model, not a curated record. NCBI's taxonomy places the organism in Eukaryota, Metazoa, Chordata, Aves, Strigiformes, Tytonidae. Gene Ontology annotation, molecular function: protein kinase binding. The coding region runs from base 189 to 1199 and encodes 336 amino acids.